AGUGAGCUCCUUUCAAUAUAACACCAGGCCUCAAGUUGGAACUGCUGGAAUUUGGAAAAUAUCCGACUUUUAAAUGGAGGACCAGGGCGAUGUCAUGGACCAAGCCGCUGGUAAGCUGAGUAGUUCAAAAGCCCAGGGCUCCAGAAACCGAUGUGCUAACGAUGACCCCAUUAUGGGCCCUCAGACUCAGAGUCGCCAGAACUCGUCGAGCAUGCUGAACUUAAUGGAUGCCAGUUCCUUCAGUAUGCCGCCACCCAAUCUCCACUCCUCGAAGGUGAUCAAUCCGAACAAGGCGAUAUUCACCAUAGACGCGAAUACGGGACAGAUCUUCAUAGUGAACAACAAGGCCUGCCAAUUACUGGGCUACACGUCCCAGGAGCUAAGGAACAAGGGAUUCUUCGAUCUACUGAAUGGCAAGACGGAGAGUCACAUCUCAUCGCUGGCGGAGAUGCAGAUCGAGGGCGACGAGGGCCGGGUGAUCCUGCUGAGCGGAAAGGUGAUCGAAAUGAAGACCAAGACGGGCAACAAGAUCCUGGUCUCGCUCUGGAUUCGCCAGAUUAGCAAUGAUGGCCGGCACAUUGCCGUGGCCGAACCUGUUGAGAGGCACAUCUGCCACAUUAGCACCGAUCGAUUCGGGGUUAUUACAUCCGCUGACUCCACCACGGCCACUAUAUUCUUUUACGAAUCCACCGAGAGCGUUGUGGGCGUCAAUAUCACCGCACUGAUCCCGUUUAUAAAGAUGCCCGAUCCGGAUAGCAGAGAAAUCUCAAAGAGUCUGCGAAAGCAGAGAGCCACGGGACGGACUACGGAUAAUGUAAAGUUUCCCCUGUGCCUACUGAUAGCUUUGGAUGAGAAUUCGGGAACAGGAGGAUACUCGGUGUUCAACAUCACCGUCUGGGUGUUCCAAAAUCUCAGCGGUUUGAUUGUGGUGGAUGAUAUUGGCAACAUACUGAUGUGCAAUCAGCCCUUCUCCCUGCUGAUGUUCGGUUAUGGUCAGGACAAGAUCUUGAACAUGCAUAUAUCGGCCAUACUACCGAAUUUCGGAAAGGACUCGCGGGAGGACAAGAGUCCCAAUGUGUCAAACACCUCGAUAACCAGCAACGACUGGGAGCCCGACACGGAUCCCUUUGUCCUGGACAACGACUCCUCGCUGCAGUCGUGUAAAAAGAAGGUACCACCACCCACUAACGAACCCUCCUCGAUGAGUGAGGCCCAUCUGGAGACCAGCGGUGGGUUGUUCUGCGAUCUCCGGCAACCGGAUGAUUGCACCAUAGAUGACAUCCUAACACCCGUCAAUGCCUCGAACAGUUUUCCCGCCGAUGAGUUCGAGGGAGGAUCGCAAUCGCAUAUAAACGAGAUGUCGCUCGACAAGGCAAAGUCCACGUCCUCGGAGACAUGUGAUGCCUCGGGAAGUAAUCCUGCCACUAGGCUACUGAGCUCCAUCAACGGUAGCUUUGUGGGCGAGGCCAUCCAUGCCGAUGGCUCGGUCAUCGAGGUGGUCUACUCCGUUCUCCUCCAGAUCCUGCCCUGCUCCAAUCGGGUGUACUGCAUCUGGGUGUGCCGAAAUCCCAGCACCCGAUUGGAUGGUGAAAAGUACAACUAUGCGAACCUAACGUCCACUUUUAAUAGCAUGGCCAGCACCAUUGAGCAGUCACUGGGUCAGGUCAUAAAGACCACGGCGGCCCAGAACUCGAGUAGACCCAAUUCCCUGUCACUCGCGUCCAAGUACGAGGAUGAGCUCUAUCUGGGAGACUAUAGCAAGCACUAUACAUCCAUUCGGCAGAUCGGAAGGGGAGCCUACGGGUAUGUGAACAUGGCCUUUAGGAACUCAGAUCGCCUGCUGGUCAUCACCAAGUUCAUUCUCAAGGAGAAGCUCUGCUCUCAGUUUAUGGUCAAGAACCGCGACUGCAAGGAAGUUCCUAUCGAGAUCCAUCUGCUGCAGACCCUGAACCACAAGAACAUUGUGUCUGUACUGGAUGUGUUCGAAAAUGACCUGUUCUAUCAGCUGGUAAUGGAGAAACACGGCUCCGGAAUGGACCUGUGGACAUUCAUAGAAAGACGUCCAUUGAUGGAUGAAAAACUGGGCAGCUAUAUUUUCCGGCAGGUGGCCGAUGCCGUCAACUAUUUGCACGAACAGAAGAUACUGCAUCGCGAUAUAAAGGACGAGAAUAUUAUAAUAGAUCACAACUUCAAUAUAAAGCUGAUCGAUUUCGGAUCGGCUACUUUUAUGGAGGAGGGCAAGUUCUUCUCAACGUUUUACGGCACUACGGAGUACUGCAGUCCGGAGGUCCUAGCCGGAAAUAGAUACGUGGGUCCCGAACUGGAAAUUUGGGCCCUGGGCGUAACCCUGUACGUUCUGAUGUUCUUCGAGAACCCCUUCAUCGAUGUGGAGGAAACACUGAAGGCCGAAAUCCAGAUACCUAAAGCGGUUUCCGAGCAAUUGAGUCGUCUACUGAGUUCCAUGUUGAACAAGGAUCCAAAAUACCGCUGCACCAUGCACCAGUUGAUAACCGAUCCCUGGCUCACCCAGGAGGUAAAUCCUUCGCUGUUUAGUUUCUCCUGGAUUGUUCCCUGCAAGGCCCACGAGGCGAAUCCGGAUCUGUACUUCUCUGGUUACCUAUACUCCAGCACUUCGGUGCUGUCCACUAUUUCGCCACAGGAGAGCUUCUCGCACAUCGAAGAGUCCUCGAUUGGGGGCAGUGAUGAGGCGAGAUUGGCCUCUCACAGGACCGGAGGACACAAGCUGUGUGUCAAUGAAGCCAAACACAACAAGAUGGACACACUCUAUGCGAAACAGUUCCAGUUAAACACCUCAGUAAGUAAUCACGAACUGAGGGUCUCGUUACCUGAAUCCAGCCACCCAGAAAUCGGAGGUUCUAUAUGCUCUUCGAAGUCCGAAAACGACAUUUUUAAGAACAAACUCGAACCCUGCGUCUCUGCUUAUAACGUAGUUAGCUUGCACGACGUGAGCUCGAAACCUAAAACUCUUGAUCUAAAGUAAAGUUCUAUAUCUGUUGUACAUGUGUAAAUCGAAUAUAUGCAUACUGUCAUAUGUAAAUAGCACCAUCUGUGAGAGGACAAUUAAGGCU
Drosophila takahashii is the source of this 3089-nucleotide messenger RNA. RefSeq names its product PAS kinase (gene Pask). Gene Ontology annotation, molecular function: ATP binding; protein serine/threonine kinase activity. NCBI's taxonomy places the organism in Eukaryota, Metazoa, Arthropoda, Insecta, Diptera, Drosophilidae. The record is from RefSeq and is a predicted model, not a curated record. Gene Ontology annotation, biological process: intracellular signal transduction; protein phosphorylation; negative regulation of glycogen biosynthetic process. Gene Ontology annotation, cellular component: nucleus; cytosol; cytoplasm.